Aspergillus saccharolyticus JOP 1030-1 is the source of this 270-nucleotide messenger RNA. RefSeq lists its product as uncharacterized. The coding region runs from base 1 to 270 and encodes 89 amino acids. The transcript has 2 exons. NCBI's taxonomy places the organism in Eukaryota, Fungi, Ascomycota, Eurotiomycetes, Eurotiales, Aspergillaceae. The record is from RefSeq and is a predicted model, not a curated record.
AUGUUGAACGCGCAGACAUUGCCUUUCCUCGUGAAGGUGGAGAGGGAACUGAGGACGUAUUUGCAGAGCAAGAUUAUGCAUGGCAUAAUUCGUGUGGUGAAUCGCGGCUCCGCCGCCGCUCCCGCUGCCACCACUGCGCCCGCCGCCGCCGCCGCGAAUCCCGCCGCUGCCGCGCCCCUCUCCCCGCGUACGGCCACAUACGCGCGGGGGAACCGGGUGCUUCAAUUAACAAUGACAAACAUCGUAGCGGCUGGACAGCUCAUCCUGUGA